Messenger RNA from Monodelphis domestica (gray short-tailed opossum), 408 nucleotides. Lineage: Eukaryota; Metazoa; Chordata; Mammalia; Didelphimorphia; Didelphidae. The record is from RefSeq and is a predicted model, not a curated record.
CCUACAUCAGUGUUGUAUGUUCUGUGACAGAAGCCCCAUCACCCCCUUGCUGCCAGGCCCAGCACCCACCCAGAAAUGAGACUCACUUUCUUCACCUUCCUAUCCUUCGGGAUCCUGGGGCUAUGCCUGGCUACCACUGAACAACAAGUAAGAUGGUGUGUCAUAUCAGAAAAUGAACUGAAGAAAUGUAAUGAAUUAAAAGAGGCCCUGAAGACCAUCAACGUUCCCAAUUUAGCCUGUAUCAAGAAAACCUCCCACAUGGAUUGUAUCAAGGCCAUCGCAGAAAAUGAAGCUGAUGCUCAGACUGUCGAUGGUGGUUUGAUCUACGAAGGAGGUCUUGUUCCCUAUAAUCUGAAACCCAUCGUUGCUGAAGACUAUGGCAACUUCCUGUAGCCUGGGCUGCAAAUG